Molecule: messenger RNA, 657 nt
Organism: Drosophila sulfurigaster albostrigata
Lineage: Eukaryota; Metazoa; Arthropoda; Insecta; Diptera; Drosophilidae
Gene: Pebp1
Product: protein D3
Exons: 2
Coding region: 54-581 (175 amino acids)
Source: RefSeq, a predicted model, not a curated record
GUAAGCAGAGUCACUGUCUCAACAUCAGUCGAAGCACAUCAGCUCAGCUAAACAUGGACACCAGCGGUAUUAUUCCCGACAUCAUCGAUGAGAAGCCAAAGGCUAAGGCAACCGUCGCUUUCGGCGGUGUUCAGCUCGAUCUCGGCAAGGAACUGACACCCACACAGGUUAAGGAUCAGCCCACCAUUACCUGGGACGCUGAGGCUGGUGCUUUGUACACUCUGCUCAUGGUUGAUCCCGAUGCACCCAGCCGUGCUGAUCCCAAGCUCCGUGAGGUUCUCCACUGGGCUGUGAUCAACAUUCCCGGUAACAAUGUCGCCGGUGGUCAGGUGUUGGCCGAGUAUGUUGGUGCUGCUCCAGCUGACGGAAGUGGUCUCCACCGUUAUGUCUUCUUGAUCUUCAAGCAGGGCGACAAGAUCACCAGCGACAAGAUCAUCCCCAAGACCUCCCGCGAGGGUCGCCUCAACGUCAAGAUCCGUGACUACGUGUCGAAGUACAACUUCGGCGCUCCCGUGGCCGGCAACUUCUUCCAGGCCCAAUACGAUGACUUCGUGCCCACUCUUCUCGCCCAGGUUAAAUAAACCAUUCUCUUUUGUCUCUAAAGAACUGUAAACUAAUAAAUUUUAUACGCAUUUGUCCGUAAGCAAAAAAACAAAU